UUCAAUGCACGGUCACACUGCAUAGCCGCCACAUUUGUAUUUUUCGUAACAAUUGGAAAUUUUUUGCAUACUCUAAAGCAAUAUUCAUAUAUUUCAAACAAAAAUGUAUUUGAUAUCAACGUCUAAGAAAACAAUCCUAUCGGAUUUCGCGGAUUUAGAGACGAAAUCCACGUAUGUGCAUGCGAAUGGCGAGUCAACAGAUUUUCAAUUCAGCUCCCAGGGACGCGUCUUUGUGGAGGUGGACAAAAAGGCGGGCUUGGCGGUGAUGCGCAUUAAAGAAAACCAACAGAAUGCUUUGGAAAUACAGCGCGUGCGCAAAUUGACCAUUGAAAAUGCAUAUUCGGUGUGUUUCGCCAAAACGGUAUCCAAUCAUAUUGCCAUCGGCCAGUCAAGUGGUUAUGUUAAGACAUUUAACUUUCGUACGGCGGAAUUGAUUCAUCGCUAUCCGGCGAAUGCGUCGCGCAGCUCUGUACUCUAUUUGGAUUACAAUUGCACGGAUGAAUACAUUGCAGCGGUGCUGGAAGACGGCACGAUCAACAUUUGUGGCACAAAGACUCGACAAAGGAUCGAUACAGUCACCAUUGACGAGCAUUCGACCCUGGCACGGUUUCAUCCGCGCAAGCGUUUCCACUUGGCGGUGGCUUCCUACAAGGGCGCCGUAUCCGUCUACGAUUUGCAAUCAAAACGCACCAUCUUUCAUUUAAGUGAUGCACAUAGUGCCCCUUGUCGUGAUGUCAGCAUGUGUAGCAGUCAAUCUUCGCUGCUGGUCAGCGUUGGUUACGACUGCAAUAUUAAUAUAUUUGAUAUACGACGCAAUAAGGCGCAGUCAUCGUCGGGUCGCUUGAAUUACACACAUCCUUUGUCUACCGUGGCGUUAAGUGAAUGCGGAACAUACUUCUGUGCCGGCAAUCUCAAGGGUGAAUUGAUUACUUACGAUAUGCGCAGCACUCGAGCACCGUUGGCUGUGCGUGCUGUGCACGAUGGCAGCGCUGUGACGCGAGUGGCUUUUGUGCCCACGCCUGCUGAGGAGCAGCAAAGCAGCAGCUUUAACAGCUCCAAUAAUGUGACUGUGGAUGCCAGACCAGCGGCGACUGUGGAGCAAACGCCUAGCGAUGAGCUGGUGCGUCAACAGCGCGACUCUUUUUGUGAUUUUCUGGACACACAACGACCACGUCUCCUUGAUCGCAUGUCCACACGUCUAACAACUAAUUCUCGACGCGACAGCUUCGAUUGGGAUACGCUGAUGACAAAGCCCAUUGCCGAGGAUGGACGCCUAAGCAUUUGCCCGACUGGCUCAGGUCUCAGUUCCUCAGACGGCUCCACCGUAGACACACUGCAACAAACGGUGAGCAGUGGGUUGCGUGAGCGCAACAUGUCGGCAGAUGCCAAGUUGAAACAAAUUGCCGAAACAGAUGAAACUAGCGAACUGCAUGAACAAUCCGUUAACUGUUCGGUGGACAGUGACAAAGAGAAUCCACCCAUGGCAGCAGAGAUCGAGGAGAAGCGUCGAUUACGCAUGUUGUCCGCCAGUCGCAAUAGCACGCCACAUCAUGUGGCAAGCGCAGCCAGCAAGGCUUCUACUCUGCAAUUGCAGCCGCAACAGCUGCUGCCCAAGACAUCGAGCAAUGUGUCUUCAGUUGCCUCACAGAUCUCUGAUGGCUGUCAGUACGAUGUGCGCAAGGAACUUGUGGAGCUGCGCGAAAGCAUCGAGGAUCGUUUCACACAACUAGAACGCGAUUUGAAAUGGUCAGCGGAGGUCAGCAAGUUUCAAACCUUCACUCAGGUGGCUCAGUACUGGAAGCAGCAGAUGGCAAACACCGAGGAGAUCAGAGAUGGGCUCGGAAUGUUGCUACGCCAUGAUCGUUUUAAAAAAGAGUUUUGCCGCCUCAAAAAUGAGAACGAUAUGCUACGAGCCGAGGUACAACAUUUGCGCAACCAGCUGAAUAAUUAGGCAUGUUAAAAAACGCUUUAAAAAAAUUGUUUUGUAUCUUUUAUAAUAUAUAUAUUUAUCAUUUGCACUAAG
Drosophila sulfurigaster albostrigata is the source of this 2023-nucleotide messenger RNA. RefSeq lists its product as uncharacterized. NCBI's taxonomy places the organism in Eukaryota, Metazoa, Arthropoda, Insecta, Diptera, Drosophilidae. The transcript is spliced from 5 exons. Gene Ontology annotation, cellular component: centriole; spindle pole; ciliary basal body. Gene Ontology annotation, biological process: microtubule nucleation; mitotic cell cycle. The record is from RefSeq and is a predicted model, not a curated record. Gene Ontology annotation, molecular function: gamma-tubulin binding. The coding region runs from base 104 to 1951 and encodes 615 amino acids.